Messenger RNA from Coffea eugenioides, 1575 nucleotides. RefSeq names its product serine/threonine-protein kinase UCNL-like. Gene Ontology annotation, biological process: protein phosphorylation. NCBI's taxonomy places the organism in Eukaryota, Viridiplantae, Streptophyta, Magnoliopsida, Gentianales, Rubiaceae. The transcript has a single exon. Gene Ontology annotation, cellular component: plasma membrane; nucleus; cytoplasm. The coding region runs from base 88 to 1344 and encodes 418 amino acids. Gene Ontology annotation, molecular function: protein serine/threonine kinase activity; ATP binding. The record is from RefSeq and is a predicted model, not a curated record.
CAAUCUCAUUUCCUAUAUAUAGCUUCUCUAUCCGUAACCCAUCAUUCUCCCCGCCUCUCCCUCCCUCCGCUCCCGCCCAAGGAAAAAAUGGAUAACAAUGCCACCACGUGGCCUGAACAAGAGCUAGAAAACCUGAAAGCCAUCAAAGUACUAGGCAAAGGAGCCACGGGAACAGUCUUUCUCGUUCAUCACAAAUCAAAUGAUCCUGCUGCCCGCUGCCCUUUUGCUCUCAAAGUCGUGGAAAAAUCCUCCUUAUCCAUGAAGCCCAAUGCCGAAAGCCGUGCCCGGCGGGAAAUCUCUAUCCUUAAUCGCCUCAAACAGCAGCCAUCUCUCCAUUCCUUCCUCCCCAACCUCCUUGGAACAUUCGACACAGACGAUUAUCUUUGUUGGGCCACCCCUUAUUGCCCCGGGGGGGACCUCAAUGUCCUCCGCUUCCGCCAAUUCGACCAUGUCUUUUCGCUGGCUGUGAUCCGUUUCUACCUGGCUGAAAUCAUCUGUGCCCUGGAAAAGCUCCACAGCAUGGGCAUUGUGUAUAGAGACUUGAAACCGGAGAACAUAUUGAUCCAACAUUCUGGUCAUCUAACCUUGACGGAUUUCGAUCUUUCACGUACCUUGUCACCCAAGAAAAUGGAAACCCUACUGUUCACCUCCGACCCUGAAGGGGAGCCAUCGGCCAAUAUCCGAAAACAACACCACCGCCAUCGGAGGAAUCUCACGCGCUUUAUUACUCUCAAGAUGGAGAAAAACAAAGCGCUUGGGAGCAACAAGGGGUUGAAGAAAGCGAAAAGUGCACGUGUUUCGCCGGUGAGCAGAAGAAACCCUAAUCUUUCAGCUGAACGUACGAAUUCGUUCGUUGGCACGGAAGAGUACGUUGCGCCGGAAAUCAUACGUGGAGAUGGACAUGAAUUUGCUGUGGACUGGUGGGCUUUGGGAGUUCUUUGUUACGAAAUGCUGUAUGGGACUACGCCGUUUCGAGGGAAAAAUCGAAAUGAAACCUUUUGGAAAGUUCUCAUGAUGCAGCCGGAGUUUAUCGGAAAGCCUAACUCAUUGACGGACUUGAUUGGUAAGUUGCUGGAGAAGGACCCCACGCGCCGACUGGGGUACCAGAGAGGCGCGUCAGAGAUUAAAGAGCACGAGUACUUCAGAGGGCUGAGGUGGGAUUUGAUAACGGAGGUUUUAAGGCCGCCGUUUCUGCCGUACAGAGACGAGACGGAAUUGACAGAGCUGAGUAAGGGUGGAACUGAUAUAAGAGAUUAUUUCCAGAAGUUGAAGGUUCCACCGUCACCGUCAUGGUCGCCGUCACUUGAUGAAUGCCGACAUAACGUUUCAUUAACGGAGUUCUGACGCACGUGUAAAGAGUUAGCUAGAUUUUAGACAGUGAUUAUCUCUUUAUUAUUUUACUACUUUUGUCAUUUUAAUUUUAAGAUUGUCUGUAUAUAAAAUAAGGAAUAGGACUUAAAAGUCGGCGUUAAUCAAGAUAGAUGUUAGUUGUUAUACGAACAUAAUGAUGAUGAUUAUAGAUUUUAUUAUGUGUUAAUGAGUGUAUUUUAAACGCGUUUGCAAGGCGCGUGGUGA